GAGCAGGAGCCGGACAAGAUGCAUUGCGAGAGGUUUCUAUGUGUCCUGAGAAUAAUUGGAACUACACUUUUUGGAGUCUCUCUCCUCCUUGGAAUCACAGCUGCUUAUAUUGUUGGCUAUCAGUUUAUCCAAACGGAUAAUUACUACUUCUCCUUUGGACUCUAUGGUGCCUUUUUAGCAUCACACCUCAUCAUCCAAAGCCUCUUUGCCUUCCUGGAACACCGGAAAAUGAAAAAGUCCCUUGAGACCCCCAUUAAAUUGAACAAAACCGUUGCUCUUUGCAUCGCGGCAUAUCAAGAAGACCCUGACUACUUACGGAAAUGCUUGCAAUCUGUGAAAAGGCUGACCUACCCUGGAAUUAAGGUUGUGAUGGUCAUCGACGGGAACUCGGAUGAUGACCUUUACAUGAUGGACAUCUUCAGUGAAAUCAUGGGCAGGGACAAAUCAGCCACUUACAUCUGGAAGAACAACUACCACGAAAAGGGACCUGGAGAGACAGAAGAGUCCCAUAAAGAAAGCUCACAGCAUGUAACCCAAUUGGUCUUGUCUAACAAGAGCAUUUGCAUCAUGCAAAAAUGGGGCGGAAAGAGAGAAGUCAUGUACACAGCCUUCAGAGCCCUGGGACGAAGUGUGGAUUAUGUACAGGUGUGUGAUUCAGACACCAUGCUUGACCCUGCCUCAUCUGUGGAGAUGGUGAAAGUUCUAGAAGAAGACCCUAUGGUCGGAGGUGUUGGGGGAGAUGUCCAGAUUUUAAACAAGUAUGAUUCCUGGAUCUCCUUCCUCAGCAGUGUGAGAUACUGGAUGGCUUUUAAUAUAGAAAGGGCCUGCCAGUCUUAUUUUGGGUGUGUCCAGUGCAUAAGCGGUCCUCUGGGAAUGUACAGAAACUCCCUACUGCAUGAAUUUGUAGAAGACUGGUAUAAUCAGGAAUUCAUGGGCAACCAAUGCAGUUUUGGUGAUGAUAGGCAUCUUACCAACCGGGUGCUGAGUCUGGGCUAUGCAACAAAAUACACAGCUCGGUCCAAGUGCCUUACUGAAACGCCUAUCGAAUAUCUCAGAUGGCUGAACCAGCAGACCCGUUGGAGCAAGUCCUACUUCCGAGAGUGGCUGUACAACGCCAUGUGGUUUCACAAGCAUCACUUGUGGAUGACCUACGAAGCUGUUAUCACUGGAUUCUUCCCUUUCUUUCUCAUUGCCACAGUCAUCCAGCUCUUCUACAGGGGUAAAAUCUGGAACAUCCUCCUCUUCCUGUUAACUGUCCAGCUAGUGGGUCUCAUAAAGUCAUCUUUUGCCAGCUGCCUUAGAGGAAACAUUGUCAUGGUCUUCAUGUCUCUCUAUUCAGUGUUAUACAUGUCCAGUCUACUUCCUGCCAAGAUGUUCGCAAUUGCAACCAUAAACAAAGCUGGGUGGGGCACAUCUGGAAGGAAAACCAUUGUUGUCAACUUUAUAGGACUUAUUCCAGUGUCCGUGUGGUUUACAAUUCUUCUCGGUGGUGUGAUUUUCACCAUUUACAAGGAAUCGAAAAAGCCAUUUUCCGAAUCCAAACAGACUGUUCUCAUUGUGGGAACCUUGAUCUACGCAUGCUACUGGGUCAUGCUUUUGACUCUGUAUGUGGUUCUCAUCAAUAAGUGUGGCAGGAGGAAGAAGGGACAACAGUACGAUAUGGUGCUUGACGUAUGAUCUCGCGAUGAUGCUUGCAGUCGCACACG
Chionomys nivalis (European snow vole) is the source of this 1706-nucleotide messenger RNA. It is a transcript of the gene Has2, whose product is annotated as hyaluronan synthase 2. Bases 19 to 1677 code for a protein of 552 amino acids. Lineage: Eukaryota; Metazoa; Chordata; Mammalia; Rodentia; Cricetidae. The transcript has 4 exons. Gene Ontology annotation, biological process: extracellular matrix assembly; hyaluronan biosynthetic process. Gene Ontology annotation, molecular function: hyaluronan synthase activity. The record is from RefSeq and is a predicted model, not a curated record.